Diabrotica virgifera virgifera (western corn rootworm) is the source of this 1248-nucleotide messenger RNA. Its product is annotated as microfibril-associated glycoprotein 4. The transcript is spliced from 6 exons. Bases 94 to 1155 code for a protein of 353 amino acids. The record is from RefSeq and is a predicted model, not a curated record. NCBI's taxonomy places the organism in Eukaryota, Metazoa, Arthropoda, Insecta, Coleoptera, Chrysomelidae.
UAUCAAACCACCGGAUACAGUGACGAAAUUUUCCUGUCCUGAAAAAUUUAUAAAAGUGUUAACAUCUUGAUCAUAAUUAGUACGAAUAUCACAAUGAUCGCUGUUGUAACGUUUUUGUUGUUUUUCGUACACUUUAGUGAAAAUGCGGUGUAUGUUGGAAAUAUACACGAACUGCACAAUGAUGUAAAUAAUUUAAAAUUCACAAAAUUAUUAAAUGCAAAAUUGGAAAAUAGACCGGAUCCAUGGAAAACAGAUAUAAAUAGUUUAAUUCAACCAGAAAACGAGGAGAAUAAUAUUGCUUAUUUAGGUAAAACGGACAACUACGUUGAAAUUCCUAUUAAGUUUUCGUUCGCUGUUGACAAGGAGAAAGACAGAAAUGACGGUAAUAAAAAUUUUAUCUUGAACAUGUUUAGAGGAUGUGACGCCUUGGUUGGUACAAGCAAAAUACAAUUAUGUCGCCUUGACAAGGCCCAGGAGAGUUUAGAUAUCAAAAAAACUUAUCCAAGAAGCUGCAGAGAAAUUCUAGAAAGUGGUAUCAACAAAUCUGGAAUAUAUGAAAUUAAACCCAGGACUAGCAGUAAACCGUUUUCUGUUCUUUGUGAUAUGGAAACCAAAGGAGGAGGUUGGACUCAUAUCCAAAAGAGAUUUGACGGUUCUCAAGAUUUCUAUUUAGGUUGGAGAGAUUACAAGUUUGGUUUUGGUGAUUUAAAUGGAGAGUUCUGGAUGGGACUUGAAAAUAUAUAUCAUAUGACUGCUUUUGAGACAAAUGAAUUGUUAAUAGAAUUGACUGAUAGAGAUAAGAAAAAUGCAUAUGCACAAUAUACGUCGUUUUCAAUUGGUCCUGAAAAAGAUGGGUAUCCUUUAAAUGUGCUUAAAGGAUUUUCUGGUGAUGCUGGAGAUGCUUUAACACCUCAUCUGAAUGCCAAAUUUACUACUCAUGAUGUCGACCAGGACACCAAUCCAGGAAACUGUGCACAAAUGUACAACGGUGCUUGGUGGUAUACAAGUUGCCACGCAAGUAACUUAAAUGGAAAAUACAUGAAUAUUGCACUUUCGGACGCCUAUAAACACCACGGCCUUAAUUGGUCUGGAUUCAGGGGCCACGAAUACAAUUUGGCUGGUUCUAGGAUACUAAUACGGCCCAUAGGAGCAUAGAAAUUGUGAACGAUGAUACAAUAAGUAACUAUAGUAUACAAUCUAAAAUUUAAAAUGUAUUAAUAAAUUUAAAUAAUAAAUAACUCCAACAGA